Messenger RNA from Diaporthe citri, 1515 nucleotides. RefSeq lists its product as uncharacterized. The transcript is spliced from 2 exons. The record is from RefSeq and is a predicted model, not a curated record. Lineage: Eukaryota; Fungi; Ascomycota; Sordariomycetes; Diaporthales; Diaporthaceae. Gene Ontology annotation, cellular component: nucleus. The coding region runs from base 1 to 1515 and encodes 504 amino acids. Gene Ontology annotation, molecular function: protein binding; protein-lysine N-methyltransferase activity. Gene Ontology annotation, biological process: peptidyl-lysine monomethylation.
AUGACGCAGCAGACGUUCGACCAGAAAACAUCCGAAUUCUUGAAUUGGUUCAGGGCACAACCCGGCACCACCUUCCACGAUGACAUCGAGGUUCGAGAUCUGAGAGACAGAGGCGCAGGCCGUGGAAUAGUCGCGAAAGCCGACAUUUCCCCGGACACCAUCCUCUUCACCAUCCCCCGCCAGUCCAUCAUCUGCACCAACACCUCGUUACUGGCCACCAAGAUCCCUGACCUGUUCAGCCCCCCUGAGGAACACGAAUGGGCUGGCCAUGACAUGAACUCCGAGGCCGAGGAUGGCGAGGACGACGAUGUAACCGACACGUCCCAAGACUCGUGGACCUCGCUCAUCCUCGUCCUCAUUUACGAGUACCUCCAGGGCGCCAGCUCCUCCUGGAGGCCGUACCUGGAUGUCCUGCCCACAAUCGGCGACUUCAGCACGCCCAUGUUCUGGGCCGCUGAUGAGCUGGCCGAGCUGCAGGCCAGCCCCGUCGCGGGCAAGGUAGGCAAGGACGAGGCGGAGAAGAUGGUGCGGACCAAGAUCCUGCCCGUCGUCAGGGCCCACCCCGCCGUCUUCUUCCCCGAAGGCUCAGCAGAGUUGAGUGACGAGGAGCUCGUCCAGCUCGCCUUCCGCAUGGGCAGCGUGAUCAUGGCGUACGCGUUUGACCUCGAGAAGGAAGACGACGAAGAGAAGGACGACGAGGACGCCGAGGACGCCGAGGAAGAAGACGAGUGGGUCGAGGACCGCGAGGGCAAGACAAUGCUCGGCAUGGUUCCCAUGGCUGACAUCCUCAACGCGGACGCGACCUUCAACGCGCACGUCGAGCACGGCGAGCACGCCCUCACCGCGACCUCGCUGCGGCCCAUCAAGGCGGGCGAGGAGAUCCUCAACUACUACGGGCCCCUGAGCAACGGCGAGCUGCUCCGGCGGUACGGCUACACCACGCGCGCGCACAGGCGGUGGAACCUCGUCGACCUCGCGUGGGAGCCCACCGUGCUCGCCGCGCUGAGGGCCGAGCUUCCGCUGCCGGCGAAGGAGUGGGAAAAGGUCCUGGGGUCGCUGGACGAGGAUGAGCUGGAGGAGGCGUCCGUGAUCGAGCGCGGGGCCGAGGACCCGGACUCUGAGGGCAGAGUUAGCGAGGUCGAGAAGGCGGCCGGCGCGCCCGAGGAGCUGGUGGAGCAGCUCAAGGUCGUGAUGAAAGCCGUCAAGAAGGUCAAGCCCGACGCCGUGCCUGACAAGGCCGCCCGGGAUAGGCUCAUCUACUCCGCCAUCGCCAGGGCGCUGGACGAGCGGACCAGGCAGUACGGCACGACGUUGGAGCAGGAUAUCAAGCAGUACGAGGAGGGUACUGAUGGCGCAGACCAGAAGCUGAGACGACAGCGUAUGGCCUUGGACGUCAGGAUAGGAGAGAAGGUCCUGCUGAGGCAGGCGGCCGAGUCUGUGAAGGCGAAGCUCGCCGAAUUGGCCAAGGCCGAGAGUGAUGGCGAAAAGCCCAGCGCCAAGCGGCGGAGGGUGUGA